GAUCAAUUAUUACGAAAAUCGGCGUGUUAUUUGUUCUCGGGAUGUACGGUACAGUCGACCCUUUGAAAGUCUCGUGUAAAACAGAAACGAAGUACGAUCCUUUGGACAUUAUCGCCAUAGAUUCAUGGCAUGUAUCAUUGAAAUCACCUUUUCGAGACCGUUUGGUCUAUUCGUUCCCACCACCCCCUCCCCUACCUCUAAUCUAACAAAAGAAUUUUUAAUUUCUUCCAUGGCGAUAUUAAAGCUAUCUCCGUUAUACGUCUCUACACGUUCAAGCACAAACUCACCUAAAAUAUCGAUAAUCUCGUGAGUAUCGUUGAAAAGAAACAAUACGCGCUAACCUCGGGACACAUCAGCAAGACGUAGAUUAAUUUAUUACGCCCAUUCAGAAAACAUACGUCCUCUCUCGUUGUUCCUCCACACAUACACACACGCACACACAUACACACUCGCGCGCGCGCGCGCGCGAACGAACGAACACAUACAUAUAUACAUACAUACAUACAUACAAAAUACAAACACACACACACACAUGCACGUAUUAACACCGUGUCUUCUGUUCGUCGCGUGGAAAAAGUGACAUGCAUGAUAAAUUUCGAUAUACUCCAGUAUGUGCGUUUGUAUUGGAGCACCAGACAAUAUAGAUGUGUGGCAGGUGCAAUGUUGCAUCCCCCUGAUGCGCGCGACUACGUUUAUAUAGUAGCUCUAAUGUCAUACCGAAGGCUACUUCUUAGUAAUUCACAAAGGGUUCACUCUUCCGUGAAGUACAGUAUAUGGGUACUUUCCAGGCGAUACCUAGCACGUACCUUGCUAGAAAAAUAUUUGUAGAGACUUGGUGGAACGAGAGCAUGGCUUCUGGUGCAUCAUCCUUGGGUAGCGCUGGAGGUAGUGAUGGAGCAAUAAAUAUGGAAAGAGACAAUGGAGGCUACGGGAGCGUUGGAAAUCCUGUUGGGAGUCCUGAAUGUCGUACCGAUUAUGAGGGCUUACAAGCUCAGUGUGAUAAAGCAAUGCAUCAGCUUAAGUUACUUAGGCAUAAGCACUCCGAUACUGUUAGACGGUGUGAACAUACUAUGAAAGAAUUGGAGUAUUAUCGUGGACAACAUAUAGCAGUCAUGAAUCAAUUAGAAGCGACGUCUCAAGAAAGUUCUGCUCUCCGUGGAAAGUAUGGAGAUUUGGUAAAUGACAAACAGAGACUGGACAGAGAAGUGCAAGCAUUACAGAAAGAAGUGUCGGAAUUGAGAUGUCAGAAUCAAGAAGCUCUUGUUUCCGACAGCAACAAUGGAGAUAUGAAUCAGCAUUAUUUAUCUGCGCUUAGAAGAUAUGAGGCCAUCAAGGACGAAUACGACUCGCUUAGAAAGCGAUACGAUGAUUUAAUAGCAUCUCAUUCCUCCGUUGUUAACAAGUUGGAAUUAUCGCAAGAAGAAGCUGCAAGAUUGAAGAAACAGUAUGAUGAAAUUCUCCAAGAACGUAACACUGCCGUACGUGAGCGUAAUGGGUUGAAACAACAAUGUACCGCUGCUAUAAGGCAGUGGGACAUUGCGUUGAGGGAGAGAAACGAGUAUAGAGAAGCUCUUGCUAAAAUGCAGCAACAACACGAAGAAGCAGUGAAAGAAAUUAAUCAAGCUAUGGUGUUACGUAUGAAAACAAGCAAAGAUAUUAAGCGGCUUACGGAAGAAAGGAAUGCUGCAUUACAAGAAUAUAGUUUAAUUAUGGGUGAAAGAGAUACCGUACACAAGGAGAUGGAGAAACUUGGCGACGAUCUGACCCAAUCGUUUACUAAAAUCACACAUUUAGAGAAUCAAAAUAAACAACUUGUUGACGAGAAAAAGACACUGUCCUAUCAGAUAGAAACUUUGAGGAGAGAGAUAUCAUCUGCUCUUCAAGACAGAGACGAGUCUUUAAAGCAGUGCAAUGAAUUACGUCAAAAGUUCGGUGAUUAUUCCGAAGGUGCGAACAGAGACUACAAGAAUCGUUUGGAGUUGCAUUCUUAUAACCGAGAACGAGACAACGCGAGCAAAGAGGCCGAACGUGAAACAAAUAAUGGAGAUGCAAAGAGAGAGAAAGAACGUAUGGACAAUAUAGACCAAGCUAAUUUAGAAUUAGACAAGCUUAGAAAAUCGGUAGACACGUUGCAAGCCGAACUGGAGGAAGCGAUACAAGAGGCAGAAGUAUCCAAACGAAGGAGAGAUUGGGCAUUUAGCGAGAGAGAUAAAAUAGUACUGGAGAGAGAGAGUAUAAGAACUUUGUGCGAUAGAUUAAGAAAGGAACGUGAUCGUGCUGUUUCGGAAUUGGCAGGUGCUUUGCGUGAUUCUGAUGACAUAAAAAAACAACGAAACGAGGCUUCGAGAGAGUUGAAAGAUUUAAAGGAGAAGCUAGAGUCUGGCGACGCAUUGAGAGCAAGUGUCUUUGGGCAAGGUCUUGCGCAUGGUCACGACAACACUAUCGAUGCGGAACCCAACGAGUGGGAAGUACUUACUAUCCAUAUGGAUUUGAGCAGACUCGUGGAUACUGAUCGUGAUCUGGGGAUAAUGUUAGUGGGGGGACGUGAUAAUCCAUAUUACCCUAAUGAUACGGGUGUUUAUGUAGCACAAGUUACACAAGGAAGUACGGCCGACGGCAAAUUGAGAGUAAACGAUUGCAUCAUACGUGUGAACAACGUUGACUGUGCCUCAGUAUCUUCAAGAAUGAUAUUAGAAACGCUACGUUCUUGUGCCGUGAGUCCGACAACGUUGACUAUAAGAAGACGAAGAUUAAGUAGAAGAUCGUUGAGGACUAUACAGUUACCUGUCGGGUCUAUUCCGCAUGGAAUCGCUUUGGAGCUUGGUAUAUACAUAUCAAAGAUAUCACCUGGCAGUUCAGCUGCCAAAGAUGGAAAUUUGGCUGUUGGCGACAGAGUCUUGAACAUCAAUAGCAAACCGAUGGAAGGAAUCAAUUCGGCUCACGAGGCAAUGACUAUCUUGAACGACAAUACAACGGAUGUAUUAACGAUCACCACGCUUAAAGGAAUUCCUUUAUCCUCUGCUACCAGUUCGGAAACGAUGCCGAUCAGUGGCAGUUUUGCAUCGGAGAAGCAAAAGAUGGUAAACAGUUGUUCGCAAACCGACCAUGAAAGAUUGAUGUUGAAAACAACGUCGGACGACUCCGAUAGAAGAUACAUUGGCUCGAACUUCGGAGACAGGAGCGUUUACAAAGUUUCGAAGUCUGUUAGCGGGGAAAAGCCAAGUGGGAUAAGUAACGCUUGGGAUAACAUAAGAGAAAAGAUCGAUUUCGUGAGGGGCCGUAAACCUAGCAAAGAUCGGGAUGACAAGAAGAAGAGACAUCCCAAUUCAAGUCCAAAUACGUUCGAACAGGAACAGGAUGCGAUAGCGGAACUCGAUUCGGUUAUAGAGAGUUAUCACAAGAAAACGACUAACGGCGUACUGAAAAGAAGUAAACGUCGUGGGACAGAGAAAAUGGAGAAAAACGGUGGUACAUGGCCCAAGGCUAGAGGUGGCCCAUUGAUACAAAAUGGUACCGGUACGAUAUUACAUCCACGUAAAACGAAGGAAAGGCUACCACUGAGCGUACUUCUGAAUCAUCCGCCAAAGUAUGAUAGUUACAACUAUAAUCGUAUUUCCAACCCUAUCCCCCUAGCUAAUUUCUCUAAUGUCAGUAAUCGGCAUACCGUAUACAAAGCCGUAGAAACACCGUUACCAAAUUUCAGCAAAUCGGGACAACUCUUUGGUCAGAAGUCCUUCACGCCGGCGGUACAGUUCAAGGAUAUUACGAUAGAUAAGAAAGUGACGAUCGAGAUUGAGAAUACUGAUAACAGGCUUAGCUCGGCUUUGGCGCCGUCCGAGACUAGUAUCGAUGUCUCUGUAAAGUCUGCUAAUAUCGGUCGAGACAUGGACUACUUCGCUAAAAAGAAAGCACAGAAGUACGCUAUGAGUAACGAUAGCCAGGUAGAAACGUUGCAACAUAAUAGAGCGCACUCUCAACUCUAUUCGGGAAUUGGGUCAUCGACUUCGUCCACUAGUGGACCUAGACAACAGCUAGCUGGUAAUUUCUCUUUUCCCCCCUACACGCAUUUGCAUCCGCAUCCACACCAGCAGAACUCUUUACCCUCGAGAUAUCCAUCACCACCGUCAUUGCCGUCUGCACAAUCCGGAGAGUCUAUAGGACUUCCCGAUGCACGAUCCUACUGUUUCGAGCCUCCGUAUAGUCCGGGCCCGCAAACGGGUUUUGGUCAUUUGCACACACCCUCCGUAGAUUUGCAUUACCACAAACCUCGUGCUCCACCGGUCGGCAUGGCAUACGAUGUGCCAGCGUAUACUCAUGGAUACGAAGGUGGUACGUUUCCAAGAAAAAAAGAAAAUCAACGUUUUCGUAUACCGUCCAAUCCUAGUGUUACGUCAAAAAACAGUGUUGGCAAACUUUCGACUGGGAGUAUAGAAAGAACGUCGGAGAGAGGCAGUCCGAUGCCAACUUUUCACGUGGAGGUUCUCAGUCCUGGAACGGGUAAUGGUAGUAGUACCGGAGGAACCAUCAGAGGAGGCAGCAAUAGCAAGAGAUCGAGUAUGCCAGAUUAUUGUUACUCCCAACCUCGACCAGCUCCUGGUGAACUACGCAGAGUUCACAUAGACAAAUCGGUCGAGCCAUUAGGCAUACAAAUUUCUUGUUUGGAGAGUGGAGGAGUUUUCGUUUCCACCGUCAGUGAACAUAGCUUGGCGUCCCAAGUUGGUCUUCAAAUCGGUGAUCAACUUCUAGAAGUAUGUGGAAUUAAUAUGAGGAGUGCUACUUAUCAACUAGCUGCCAACGUUUUACGCCAGUGUGGUAAUUCCAUAACGAUGUUGGUGCAGUACAGUCCAGACAAGUACAACGAACUUGAAGGAUCAGCAUCCUCUAGUUCUUCGGAAGCUGGUGGUGGAGAAGGUGGCACCAGAAGUGGCUCACCUACACCAUGUAACAGUCCUGAAGUUCCAAGGAAAACGACCAUCGAACCUUUGGAAAAUGCCGAACCUGAACGUGACACUACCACCACUACUACUACUACUUUAUUGAGUGUAAAACGUGCAGAACGAGAUAUCAGAAAUUCUGCUUCGUUGGAAGUUAGGUCUACGCAAGAAAGAGAACGUGAAAUCAGAAAUUCAGCAUCUUUGGAUAUCAAUAUUAGAAAACCUGAACUACGUAGUUCGGCUACUCUCGACAAUAUGCGCAAUUCCGCGACUCUUGAUACUUUACGUGUAACUGGGAGCACGCUGACACGUGCACAACUUAAUCAGGCUGCGACAACGUUGCAGAGACAAAAUGCAACUGUGAGGAGCCCGACGCAAGAAGAACAAAAUCGUAAAAGUCCAACUCCAGGUGAACCAAGAUAUUUAUUCAUUGAAACUAGGAAGUGUUCUAACUUAGGUAUAUCGCUCGUGGGAGGCAACGGCGUUGGUAUAUUCGUUCAUUCCGUGCAGCCUGGCUGUUUGGCAGAAGAAGCUGGCUUACGUACUGGUGAUAGAAUUUUGGAAUACAAUGGUGUAGAUCUGAAACAAGCAACCGCUGAACAAGCCGCAUUGGAAUUAGCAAGACCAGCGGAUAAAGUGACCUUAAUAGCUCAAUAUUUACCACAGCGAUAUAAUGAAGUCAAGGAUAAACCUGGUGAUAGUUUUUACAUCAAGGCGAUGUUUGAUCGAGUCAGUGAAAUGGGAGAUAGUUUGCAACUUCAUUUCAACAAGGAUGAUAUUUUGUAUGUGGAUAAUACUAUGUUCAAUGGUACACCUGGUCAUUGGAGAGCUUGGUUGGUCGAUCAAACAGGAAGGCGACAAACUUGUGGUAUAAUUCCAAGCAAAUUCAAAGUCGAAGAAGAAUUACUUUUGCGUCGAUCUUUGGGAGAUAUAGAAACGGAUGCUGGCAGACGUGGUACAACGAGCGCACGUAGGAGCUUCUUCCGUCGAAAGAAACAUCAACGUUCGUCCAGUAGAGAUAGUAAAGAACUAUCUCAUAUUACCGGAGUAAAUAUGGGCUGGUAUAGCGAUAGUGGAACAUUGAACGAGGAAAGUCUUCCAGCUAGUUAUCAGCGUGUCGAAAGACUCGAUUAUCCAGCUUUAAGACCUGUAUUAAUAAUUGGUCCUCUGAGCGAAUGCGUUGUGACAAAAUUAUUACAAGAAUUUCCUGGACAAUUUACAAGAUGUCUGGCAGAAGCUAUGCACUGUUCUCAAGCGACACUCGAACAAGGCUUAAGAGACUCACUUUACGUGGACUACAGGAAGAAAGGAAGUUAUUUCGAAUGUACCACUGUUCAAGCUGUCAAAGAUAUUUGCGAAAAGAGCACACACUGUAUCUUGGAUAUAUCAAUCGCUUCUAUCGAGCGACUUCAUAGACAUCAGAUCUAUCCAAUAGUCUUAUUGAUCAAAUUUAAAAGCACUAAGCAAAUAAAGGAGGUAAAAGACUCAAGGUAUCCUAGCGAUAAAGUCAGCGCUAAGGCUGCUAAAGAAAUGUACGAGCAAGCGCUUAAGUUAGAAGCUGAAUAUAGGCAUUUUAUUUCUGCUGUGAUCCCAGCAGGAGUGAACGUUGCCUAUAUAUGCACACAAGUCAAGGGAGCCGUCGAUGAUGAACAAAGUAAGGCACUUUGGGUUCCACGAGGACUUCCCUGACAUCAGAGGGGGGGUCCCCGUAAACCACAGUGGAAAUCAAUAUAAUUCCACCAGGGGGCCCUUACGUCGUGCAUGCUUAAAGAAAAAAUUAUGCUUUCGAACAUUUUUAUUUUUGGUCUUUUAUCGAAAAAGAUACAUACAUAUUUUCUGAAACUCGUUCUCAAAGAUUUUCACUUAUCGGUCCCAUUUUUGCGUUCGGUCUCACUUUUGUGUUGAAUUAAUAUUUCAUUGAUAAUAGAAAAAUUAUCAGGGUUUGUUUAUUUAUUUAUUUAUUUAUUUUAUUUUAUUUUAUUUUAUUUUAUUUUAUUUUUUUCGUUUUCUUUUACAUACGUAAUUGCGAAAGAAAUGAUCUCGUAAUAACAUCACACACAAUUUUAAAUGUAUAUAAAUGAUAACUGUGCAUAUUACUUUUGAAUACAAGUUAUUAAAAUAAUGAAAUUAUAUGAUGGGACAUUUUUGUUCUUUUUUAAUUCAUUACUUUGAGUUCUGGUUGAUUUAAAAAUGUAUUGGAAAGAUCGAUUUAAAGAUGUAUUGGAAUGAUUGAUUGGAAAUUGUAUUGAAAGGAUUCAUUGGAAAUAAUAUUUUAGAAAUUUUAUCAGACCAUUGAUAGGCGAAAUUUGAUAUCCGUCGUAUCGUGGCCCGCUGAUGGAUGAAUAUCGAUCAGACACACAAUCGUUUAGUUAAAAAAUCAACUGCUGUCGUGCCUGCACCCGUUGUUAUAAACUCUUCGAAUCAAUUUUAAUAUCUGGAAUAGAAAAGAGUGAUUGAAAAAUGAACUUUUAUAGUUCAUAGUAAGGCUGUACAAACAACAUGAUGUAUUUUAUGUUGAGAAAGAGAUACUUAUUUGUAUAUAAUUUAUCUAAACAAGAUUACACAAUAUUUUCUUAUUAAGUAUUAGUUAAUAAAUAAAAAGUAGUAUUAGAUUAUAUUUUAAAUAAUAUUUAUAUGUGCUUUGUGGUCGUGUGUGUGUGUAUAUAUAUAUAUAUAUAUAUAUAUAUAUAUAUAUAUAUAUAUAUGCAAAUAUUUAUAUAUGUAUAUAUAUACAUAUACAUACAUACACACAUAUCUUUAUUAGUUUAUUAUUUACAUACAUGUUGUUAAGUACAUGUUGUUACUGAGUUGGUUUGAAGAGUUAAAAGUUGUAAAUUGUUAAAGCAAGGAAUUGAUAGAGUUAAUGGAAUUGAAUCGACACUCAGUUCCUGCUAUCGAAUUGUAAAUAACUCGUAGGGAACAAUAGGCAUUGGUUAUAAAAAUGAACAGCAUAUUAAAACUCCUUCGUCACUUUUUAAACAAUUGCAAAAGGAAAAAAUAAAUUAUUUAAUCGUCAAUCGUUGAAUCGUUAAAAUGUUAUAAAUUUUUAAGUUCUUAUUAUGUGAUUCUUAUCGGACGAAAAGAUAUUUUAUUUUUCUAAAGUUUCUUUUUUUUUAUUUCGGAAGAGUUUUAAUUAAUAGUUUAUAGUUAUAUUUUAGAGUUGUGAUACGAUUCUAAAAUAAUCAAUGAUUAUAUUAUAGUUUUAUCGGUAUUUCCUUUUUAAGAUGUGAGUUAUCGUAUUAAGUUCGUAUUAUUAUGAUGUUUUUAACGAGCUUAAGACGCAAGAUUAAUUAUAAAUGCAAGUGAUAAUUAUUUAAAUAUAUUUUACGUGUAAUCGUGCAGUGUACUGAAGUAUCUAAAUCCAGAUGAAAUUGAUACAAAGAUAUUCUUUGAUCGUAUACGUCUGAUUUAAAAAUGCAAUCAAAAGGUAUUAUUAAUUAAUUUAUAUUUAUUAUUUACUACUUUAAUUUAAAAAAUAAAAAAUAAAAAACAAAAAGAAAGAAGAAACAUUUAAUUUCUAUUAUUUCAAAUAUUCUGGAUAUAGAUACAACUUUCGUCCAUUUUAAAUUUAACGAUACGUUCAAUGUAUCUAUCGUAUGAUUAUGUAUGUAUGAUGAUCGAUUAUUUAAAAACACAAACAUCCAUGUGUACCCGUAACUACUUCGCGAUCGAAGCUAGCAUUUCUUAAAAAAUUAAUGGUUGUUGAUUGUUAUUGCUAUCGACGGGCUGCGAAAUCGAUUUUCAUUGACAAAGAAUAAUGAAGAAAUUAUUUUUCUAUGACAUAUUUUGAGCGGCUCGAACUUUCUUGAAAUCGAAGAAUAUAUAUAUAUAUAUAUAUAUAUAUAUAUAUAUAUAUAUUAUUUCAACAGGAAUAUCAUUUAAAAUAAUUAACAUACAAAUCGUAUAUGAUAUACAAAAUUUUUAAACAAACAAAAAAAAAGGAAUAGGAAGAAAAGAAAAUAACCACAGAACACAGAUAUUGAUUUAUGUGAAAUUUAGUUUUUUGACGAGACAAUAUUUAGGCAUAAGUUACAAACGAGACCAAAAAUUAAAAGAAUAUUUUAAACUAAUUCAUAAGAAAAUAAUAAUUACAUUUAUUCUUAUUAUAGAGCCAGCAAACUUAACACAGAGUUAGAUAUAAUUUUUGAUACAACACCGAAAUGAUCAAUGAUCGAUAUAUAAUACCACGAUAUAGAACUGACUUGGAAUAUAAAAUAAUUAGGGGCCAAGUAUUCUCUCGAAAGGAAAGUUACAAUUAUUUGCUUUUUGUAAUUGAAAGCCUCUUCAUAAACACGGACAAUCUAAAAAUUAAAUUUAAGUCCAUUUGCAUAAAAAAUAUUUCUUAGAGAAAAACAAUGGCUCUUUUAAGCAUAAUUAUUUUACUUUGAUUAUAUUUUUUCUCUAAACUUUAUCCAAAAAAUGAAAAUGAAAUAUUUUCAUUAAGAUUUUAUUGUUAUAUAGAAUCAACAAAAAAGGCUUGCUUUCCCUCGUAUUUAACUUCGGUUUCAAGUUUUGCUCAAAUAUGUGCCUCGCUAAAAGAAAAAUCACAUUUUCCUUGUCACUUUCGAUAUAAGGAAAGAAAAAACAAAAAAAAAGAAAUGAAUCGAGGGCUAAGCGAAGCGCAAAAUAGUAUCAAAGAAGGAAAAAGAAGGGUAACGUGUGAUUAUGAUUAUUCUCGAUCACAGUACUGUGAUAUGUAUAAGAUUACUAUUUCGACGACAUAUCAACUUAACAAUUCUAUACGUAUAUAUAAAUAUCAAUAUAUGUAUAUAUAUAUAUGUAUGUGUGUAUAUAUACACAUAUUUAUAUACAUACAUAUACAGUAUAUUAUAAUAAAUGCAUAUUUUCGGCAAUACUUAUAUUUAGAUAAGUAUAUAUAGAUGUCGUGUAUUUAAUAACACACUUUUGAUAUUUUCGCACUUAAAGCACACAUUUUAUAUAUAAAAUUGUUCGACACAUACACACAAGUGCGUACAUUAUGAAAAAGAAAUGAGAAUUAUUCGUCUCAUUUUCAACAUGAUUGAUUGCAAUCAAAAGAACAAGUGAACAGAGAUACUUGUAAAGCAAUAUAUAUAUAUGUGUGUGUGUGUGUGUAUGUACGUAUAUGUAUAUAUAUAUAUAUACACCAUAUAUAUUGGAAAUUAUAAAAAAUAUUUAUGAAUAAACUGAUAUAAUUUAUUUUCGUCGGAAAAUUCUAUUAAAGCAUAGUAGUCUCUGUUUACCGUAAACUUUGUUCACUUGGAUCUCAAAUAUAGUAAUUAGAAUUUUACGUAUAAGACAUGAUUGGUGCAUAAGCCGGGUGCACUCAGAAUUCACGUAUGCAAUAAUAAGACGAUACUAAUAAUUAAUAAUCAUUGAAGCGUUGAUGGUGAUAUAUUAUGUAGCGGAGAAGCGGAAAAAACGGCGAUCUCGUUCGAAUGAUCAUGCGAUUGAUACGACACACGUCGUUGUUAUUGCGAAUAUGUAUUCCGAACGUAGAUCACGACUAGUCUUCGAUAGUAUUCUUCUAUCUUCUAUGUUAAAUUUUUUAGCGAUCAUGUGUAUAUCUAUUUCCUUUCCAUUAUACCCUCUUUUACCUUUUCCAUCCUUCGCGUAUCAUACUCCCUCCAAAAAAUUAUCAUCUGUGAUCAAUUUGACAAAUUUUUAUUUCCUUUUUAUCCUUUCUUCGCGUUAUAUCUCUUCCAAGUCUUCCAAUUGAUUAAAUCUACAUAAUAGUAUUGCUAUAUAAAAAAAAAAAAAAAAGAAGAAGAAGAAGAAGAAAGUAAUACGUUAGAUAUAAAACAGUUUUCAAAUAAUCAGGAACAAUAGAUAUAUGUUUCUAUUUAAGAGGUAAAAAUCGGCCCGUGAAAGAGUUCGCAUUUUUGAAAGAAAUGUCUUGUUUUUAAUUUUACAUCUUUUUUAUUACCUUUAUUAGACCGCGCGCGUUCCUUAAUUGUAAUAUGCGGUGUAAUAAUAAUAUAAAUACGUCAAUAACUUUUGCAGGCAAAAGUAACGGGUAAUGAAAUGAUGAUCGAUGCCUUCCUGGCGAUGCACCGAAAGAUUUCAAUUUGUUACAAUUUUCACGAGGUUUGAUACUACGAAAUGUAUUAUUACUAAUUAGUGAUAACAAUCCAUAGAAUGGUCUCUUAGCGCGAACGCGAACUAUAGCGAAUUAUUUAAAUCGAAUCAUUUGUUAUUAGAAAGAAAGAAAAAUCUUUGCAAUUUAACUUAGUGCAAUAUUUUUAUCGUCGUACGAUGAUAAAUAACUUUGUUAUUGAAAAAAAAAAAAAAAAAAAAUUAUAAACGGAAAUAUGCGUGUCGCAAUUAAAACUAAACCAAUGGAGUUUUAAUUAACAGUAUUUGGAUAAAUAAUUAAGAUGAGAUAUUGUGAACUCCGUCGAUUAUUGUGAUUAUUAUCGUUUACACCUUUUUAUAUUUAUAUCGCCCAGUUAUCCCGAUAUCCAUUGUUCCUAAUAUCAGGAUGUCAAAAGGGCCUUUUAUAUUCUUUCAUCACACUUUGUAUUCGAUAUAUUAUUAUAUCAUUAUUUAAAGGAAUAUAUUUUUAAAGAGUCAUAAAUAAGCAAGGAAAUUUUCUGAACGUGAAAUGAUUUGUUGUUCUUAAGAUUAUUUUCUUGUUUUAUUAUUUUUCUUUUAAUAGCCAAUUAUUGUCUUCCUAUAUUUUUUCUUCCUGCCAUACACACACCAUACACACGUAUACAGACAUAACACACACAUAUUAUACUGCCUGUCAGAUCCUUCGUUGUUCUUAAAAAAAAAAAAAGAAGUAAGAAAAGAGAGAAAAAGAAGAAAAAAAAAUAAAACGUCGUAGCUUAUAAUACGAAAUCUCCGCAAUAAAAUCCUGCCUGAUAUAUUGAAACAAACAAAAAAAUGAUAAGACAAAAAGAAAAUGAAAAAUGAAAAAAAAAAAUAUCGUUGAACAUCAUCGUGAUACGUACAAUCGUAAGAGAACAAAAUUGAAA
Vespula vulgaris is the source of this 11893-nucleotide messenger RNA. RefSeq names its product disks large homolog 5-like (gene Dlg5). Gene Ontology annotation, molecular function: protein binding. The transcript is spliced from 12 exons. The record is from RefSeq and is a predicted model, not a curated record. Lineage: Eukaryota; Metazoa; Arthropoda; Insecta; Hymenoptera; Vespidae. The coding region runs from base 774 to 6623 and encodes 1949 amino acids.